Messenger RNA from Coregonus clupeaformis (lake whitefish), 2876 nucleotides. RefSeq names its product nuclear prelamin A recognition factor. NCBI's taxonomy places the organism in Eukaryota, Metazoa, Chordata, Actinopteri, Salmoniformes, Salmonidae. The record is from RefSeq and is a predicted model, not a curated record. Gene Ontology annotation, cellular component: lamin filament. The transcript has 11 exons. Gene Ontology annotation, molecular function: lamin binding. Bases 322 to 1710 code for a protein of 462 amino acids.
AUGCGCCCUUCAAUGACUGGUGAACACAAUGGAGUCACGUAUUCUGAAGUCAAGUCGUCGUGAAAACUUGUCUGGAACGCCCGACUAAUUUCAACAGUAGCUGGUCUUGUGACCGAAACCGUCGCAUAUUGACCAUUGUUGCCUUUCUGCUGUAUCGUAAUCACUCCAGAUAUUGCUGAGCAAGCUGUAUGAGAUCACAUGCUAUCCAGAACGUAGCAUAUUACCCCUGCUCAAACUCCCCCUUUCUUCUUGAGAUGUGUUUGAAGUAUUUUCUUUAAAGGCAGCACAGUAGAAAACGUCCAACCGCCAUUUCACAUAAACAUGUCAGAAGUGAACAUGGGAAGACGCAAGGAGAAGUGUGAGAAUUGCACUAAACAGUGCAACAAGAAACAGAGUAGUGAAGGCAUUCUGGAGAAAGAUGGAGCCAACGGAGAGGUCCCUUCCUCCUCGCCUCCCCUCCAGCAGCAGGUGUUGCUGAGUGCCUGUCUGUCCUGUGAGGGCUGUGUGUCCGAGGAGGAGAGCCUAAAGAUCUCCCAACAGAACCUGGAGGAGGUGGCCCGCGUCCUGGGCCUCAACAAGAAGUGUGAUGUGUCCAAACACAAGGUCCUGGUGGUGUCGGUGUGUCCCCAGUCUCUGCCUUUCUUUGCUGUAAAGUUCGGUCUGGACAUUCCUGAGGCUACACACAAACUCUGUGGCUUCCUCAAGAGCCUGGGAGUGCAGUAUGUGUUUGAUACUACUCUAGCAGCAGGGUUCAGUAUUCUGGAGAGCCAGAGAGAGUUUGUCCAGAGGUACCGCAGGAGGAACCAUGAUAACCACGCCCUACCCAUGUUCACCUCCUCCUGUCCAGGGUGGAUCCGGUACGCUGAGCGUGUUCUGGGUAGUCUGGUCACUCCUCACAUCUGUACGGCCAGGUCUCCUCAACAGAUCAUGGGUUGUCUGGUUAAAGAGUACUUCACCAAACAACAGAAGCUGAGCCCAGACAAGCUGUACCAUAUCGUGGUGGCCCCGUGCUUUGAUAAGAAACUGGAGGCGGUCAGAGAGGAGUUCUACAACAGUCUACUGGAAAGCAGAGAUGUGGACUGUGUCCUCACAUCAGGGGAGGUGUUCCUCCUGAUGGAACGGAUGAAGAUGUCAUUAGCAGACCUGGACUCCGUCCCUCUAGACAACGUGCUGGGUGAGGCAGGGGACCCAGCCUUGGUGAGACAUGAGGGCAGAGGAUCGGAGGGCUUCCUGGAACACGUCUUCAAAUACGCUGCUGCGGAACUGUUUGGUCUGGAUGUAGACGAGAUCACGUACAAGACUCUCAGGAACCGUGACUUCCAGGAGGUGUGUCUGGAGCGGGAUGGGGAGGUGCUGCUGCAGUUUGCAUCCGUCUAUGGCUUCAGGAACAUCCAGACCCUGGUCCACCGCAUGAGGACAGGACGCAUCCCCUACCAACUGGUGGAGGUGCUCUCCUGCCCCGGAGGCUGUGUGAGUGGUCGUGGGCAGGCGGAGGGAGAGACAGUGGGUCGGGUGGACAAGGCCUUGGUUCAGCAGAUGGAGGAGGCCUACAGCAGUCUACCAGUCAGGCUACCUGACACCAACCCUGUCCUACGCACACUCUACCAGGACUGGCUGGAGGGACAGGAUUCAACGCACACCAACACACUCCUACACACACAGUACACACAGCAGACCCCCAGCCAGACACAGACACACAUACAGUGGUGACACACACACACACCUCUCGUACACGCACACACACACACACACACACAGAAACUCAAACACACCUCAACAUCCAAAAGCCCAAUCAAUGUAAGGGGUAUCUGGACCUUGGGGGUAUCACUGACCCUCUGUCUUUUAAGUAGCUCUGCAGUGGUUCCCAUGGGUACCAUUGUAUAGGCGGAGGGCCUGGAUGUUGUUUGUGUUCCUUUGCACCCUGCCUAAAGAAUCAAGUCUGGAAAAGACCCAUAUAUCCCAGACUUGAUUCUGAACUUCCUUCAAUCAACCAGAAGGUGGUGCUGUUAUUCCAUCUAAUUUACUGCUCUAGACUGCUGUGGAGGCUGGUCCACUGUGCUUUCACAAUGGAGGGGCAACCCCGGAGCCAAAUAUAUGUGCUAUGUUCCAGAGUGUCCAAUGGGAAAACAAUUUAUCUGCCAGCAAUAACCCUGAAAGGAAUAAUAUCUGAUCCAAGUGGAUGAAGCAGGAGAACUAUCAAACAAACUGGGUCAAGCCUGUAAAUAGGACUAGAAGUAUUCUUAGUAGUGUUGCAUUUCAGAGGGGGAGAAAGAUCCAAACCAUUCAAGUAAAACCAGUUGUACUUGUUUCAACUGUGAAAUGUACACGUUGUUUUGUCUCCUGCGAUUCCAAAAUGCUAAAUGAUCAAUCAAUCACUAAUAAUGCUGGUAGUGCUGUUGUAGCUACCAUUUGCAAUGCAUGUGUUCAUCCAUGUCAUAAAGCACUGGAAUUAUCUUGGCUAUAUAAUUUGUAAGUCGCUCUGGACAAGAGCGUCUGCUAAAUGAUGUAAAUGUAUAUGAUGACCAUUUGAGUUACCCCUAUUGGCCAGUUUAUUAUGUACACCACCCCCUUCACAAAAAUGGUUCACUCCUACAGACAGUGAGUCACGUGGCCUUGGCUUGCUAUAUAAAGCAGGCAGACGGGUUUCAGUUACUGUUCGAUUGAACGUUAGAAUGGGCCAAAGGAGUGACCUAAGCGACUUUGAGCGUGGUAUGAUUGCUGGUGCCAGGCACACCGAAUCCAGUAUCUCUGAAAUGGCAGCCCUCCUGGGAUUUCCACGCAUGGUUUUAUUAACACUUCCUGCCCAAGAUGCAGUAAACUCGAUUAAUGAUGAAGAAUUUGUAGUACUGAUUAAAAUGUAGCAUAGUGAAAACUAA